CACACAGAAUGACACAAAACUAGGUAGCAUGUGUUUUUAUCACCUGGUCUGCUCAGGGCAUGUAAGUAUCGCUCUACGCAUGCUGAAAUUCACACUCAAGAUCUUCUAUUGAACAGAGAAACAACUCAUCACCCGCGACACCAUGAGCCAUCACAGCAACUACUAUGGAGUCCUGGGCUACGGCUACGGAGGCUUUGGGGGCCCGGGCUAUGGUUGUGGCUGGGGAUGUGGAAGUUUCCCUGGACUGGGCUGUGGCUGGAGCUGGAGAAGCCACAGAUAUGGCUGCUGCCUCCCACUGUGUUAUGGAGGAUAUGGGUUCUCUGGCUUCUACUAAACGACUGUGCCAGUAAACCAACAUCUGAAAUUAUAAGGGACUUCCCCAAAUUGAUGUUCAGUAUAUGAACUUCCAAUAUCACGGUGGGAUAAUUUGCACGAAAGUAUUUGGCUUCUCAGAAUUUUGAAUUCUUCAAUUAAUGCCUACAUCUUCAACAUAACUCUAGAAUCUUCUUCUGUUUUGCUCUUAUAACA
Felis catus (domestic cat) is the source of this 528-nucleotide messenger RNA. RefSeq names its product keratin-associated protein 19-8-like. The transcript has a single exon. The record is from RefSeq and is a predicted model, not a curated record. Bases 143 to 334 code for a protein of 63 amino acids. NCBI's taxonomy places the organism in Eukaryota, Metazoa, Chordata, Mammalia, Carnivora, Felidae.